Molecule: messenger RNA, 1035 nt
Organism: Eutrema salsugineum
Lineage: Eukaryota; Viridiplantae; Streptophyta; Magnoliopsida; Brassicales; Brassicaceae
Product: soluble inorganic pyrophosphatase 1
Exons: 9
Coding region: 93-755 (220 amino acids)
Biological process (GO): phosphate-containing compound metabolic process
Cellular component (GO): cytoplasm
Molecular function (GO): magnesium ion binding; inorganic diphosphate phosphatase activity
Source: RefSeq, a predicted model, not a curated record
GAUCACGCGCUUUAUUGUUUUCUUUUCCUCGUCAACUUUCUUUCUCCAUACUUUCCGUGAACUUGUUUCUGUGUUCUUGAAACGAUUCCAAGAUGAGUGAAGAAGUGAAAAAGAAUCAGUCUGAGAAAGAGAAUCAAUCUGAAAAGCUUCAGCGACCAACUCCACGUUUGAACGAGAGGAUCCUCUCAUCUUUAUCUAGGAGAUCGGUUGCUGCACAUCCAUGGCAUGAUCUUGAAAUCGGACCUGGAGCUCCAGUGAUUUUCAAUGUGGUUAUUGAGAUCUCAAAGGGUAGCAAGGUCAAAUAUGAACUUGACAAAAAGACAGGACUCAUCAAGGUUGAUCGGAUUCUGUAUUCAUCGGUUGUGUAUCCUCAUAACUACGGUUUUAUCCCCCGCACAUUAUGCGAAGACAAUGACCCUUUGGAUGUUUUAGUUAUCAUGCAGGAGCCUGUGCUUCCGGGUUGUUUUCUGCGAGCCCGAGCUAUUGGUUUAAUGCCCAUGAUUGACCAAGGAGAAAAAGAUGAUAAGAUCAUUGCGGUUUGUGUUGAUGAUCCUGAGUAUAAGCAUUACACUGACAUCAAAGAACUUCCACCUCAUCGUCUCUCUGAAAUCCGCCGAUUCUUUGAAGAUUACAAGAAGAAUGAGAACAAGGAAGUUGCUGUAAAUGAUUUUCUACCAAAUGGUCCUGCUGUUGAAGCCAUUCAGUACUCAAUGGACCUUUACGCCGAGUACAUUCUUCACUCCCUGAGGAGAUAAAAUAAAAGGCACUUCUCAAGAACAUUCCUGCCAAUUUUGCUCUGCAAUUUCAGAUUUUGUUGCAGAGAAAACCAAGAAAAAAACAAGAAUUGUCUGAUAUUUGGAUUUUGAAUAAACACGUGUUCCUGAAAAUGGUCUGUUAUUUUUGGCUUCAAAGUUUCUUCUUUUGUUGUUGUUGUUGUUGUUUGCUACUGGGGAAUAAUCCCAGUUCUCACUUGUAUUGUAAUCUUUUAUCAUUUAAAGAUUCGAUUUCGUUCCAAUGAAACAAGACUUUUUAAAA